UGAGACUCAUUCGUGCACUGACUUGCCUCUGGUGAACAUUGUAACUUUUCCAGCGUGCAAAUUAACCAACUUCAAUUUCGAUACUUGUACAAGGACUUGCCAAGCCCUACAAUGUUGCGCGUGGCUGCCGUGACAUUGUCGCUGCUGGCGACGCUGACAUCAGCAGAAAUCUACGGCGGGUUGUUCUCCGCCUGCCCGGGCGGCGCUGGUGUCACCGACCCAUACGUGAUGACCCAACAAUUCUGGAACGACCUAACAGCGAAUCCCGCGUCUGGGCUACUGAUCGCCUACGACGGUACCUCUGAAGACGACAAAAUGAGAUGUCAGAGUGUUAACCUCUUUGUCGACUAUAGGAACAUCACUCUUCAACUCGUGGGUAAAAAUGCAACGGGGGGCCAAGUCUCGUACGGGGGAAAAGGAGUGUCUUCUUCAAUCGACGGCGUCUUUCAGCUGAAUCGAGUUACCCAACCCCCUCUCACUCCCUUCCCGGCUUAUGUCUUGGGGUCAUCGUCGACAGGCUCAACAAGCGUCUACCUCGCGUACGUCUCGCCUACGGAGUUCAUCAUCAGGACCUGCCGUGGAGUGUUUAUGAACACACUCCAUUCGCUGUACGUGUUCACCAGUCAAUUGGGUAAACUUCAAAAUUUAAACUCAACGACGUGCUUGCUGAACACCGUGAAGUCUCUGCCCAACAACGGCGGCUUCAACCUCAAGCUAGCCAAUUGGACCGUCUGUGGCGCGUAGUGAGCUGCCAGUUACCGUCACCGCUGCCAAUACUGGGCUGGAGAUGACUUUUUCGUUGAACUGUCAACAAGUGGCGAAAAGAAAUUGUUCUAUUUAACCGGAGUUAAAAAUUUAAAACAUGUAACAUAAUCAAAUAUCCUCCUACUAUUAAGCAUUUAUAAUUCAAUUAAUCAUUGUGGAUUAUAUUACUUGCAAUUUAUAUCUACUUCUAUUUAAUUUUACCGCGCGCCAAAUCAGAGAAAUGAAUGGUUAAUAUAAUUUGAACGCUAGGUCCCUCUAAAAUUUUCAAACAGACAGAUGAAAGGCAGCCGCCUGAUUGGAGAAUAAAAGUUAGACGUGC
Hyalella azteca is the source of this 1084-nucleotide messenger RNA. RefSeq lists its product as uncharacterized. The record is from RefSeq and is a predicted model, not a curated record. The transcript has 6 exons. Lineage: Eukaryota; Metazoa; Arthropoda; Malacostraca; Amphipoda; Hyalellidae. The coding region runs from base 112 to 744 and encodes 210 amino acids.